Molecule: messenger RNA, 1416 nt
Organism: Octopus sinensis (East Asian common octopus)
Lineage: Eukaryota; Metazoa; Mollusca; Cephalopoda; Octopoda; Octopodidae
Product: myb/SANT-like DNA-binding domain-containing protein 2
Exons: 4
Coding region: 73-969 (298 amino acids)
Source: RefSeq, a predicted model, not a curated record
GUUAUCCUGGAUAAACGACUCCCAUCAUGCAACACUCUGUUGUUAGUGAGCUGGGAGUCACAUGCAUAUUACAUGUUGACUACUAUCUCCCAAAGAAUGACCGAACGUGGCCAAAAUUGGACCGACAACGAGACAUUUGAACUCAUUAAUGUUUGGGGCGAAGAGGAAAUCCAAGAGGGACUCGAAAGCUGUAGGAAUAGACAUAUUUAUGAACUUAUACGCCAGAAGUUAUUGGAAAGGGGUAUUCAAAGGACAGUCCCUCAGGUUAAGGAACGGAUGAGAACUUUGAAGAAGACUUAUAAAAAAUAUAUCGAUAUCGAGAGUAAAAGUGGUCGGAAAACGUGUCGCUUCUUUGAUAAGCUGGAUGAAGUUUUGGGCAAUCGUCCCCCGUCUAUACCUAUGAUGUUACUAGAUAACCCCAUGUCUACUGAGGUUAAAAUUGAGCAGUAUUCAGCAGACGAACAUCUCCUUAAUGACAAUGACAAUGUGCCAGAAGUGAAGUGUAUUUCUGAUGCAGAUGCUGAGGAUUUGGCCAUGAGUUGCAUUGCUAUUGAGGAAACCUCCCCCAGUAGUCGAUCCCCUACACCGUUACAUACCAACCAGUUGCAGACAUCACCUAUCGGACAGUUGUCAGGUAAACAGAAAAGGAAGCCUACUGCCAUGGAGCAGACUCUGUCGCAGAUGAUCGAGACGUUCAUGGACAAACAGCUGGAACUGCAGAACGCUUUCUUCGAGCAGGAGGAGAAACGCAUAAAGCUGGAAUCCGAGCUCGAGGACAAACGUCGCCAGGAGGAGCGACAGCACGAAAUCCUGAUGCUACAGAUGAUCCUGGGAAAAUGCACAGACCCACAAAUGGCUGAAAUAAUCACGCCUCCGGCAUCAACGUCGACGGCAACAUCAUCUACAUCAUCAACAUCAUCAUCAUCAUCAUCUACCUCUAAAAUUCAGACUCCGUGUUCAUUUUCAUGACCAUAGCUUUAUAUUUUUACAGCACAAAGAGGGAAAAAAAUAUUCUUUUGUUCCUCUUUGUUUUUAAGGAAAAUACGUCAAAUUAUGAACUUGUAGUGUUUAUUUUAUGUUUUUUUUUUUUUUAAAUAUUUUUCUUUCCUUUUUCUUUGUCUUUCUCUUUCUUUCUCUUUUUCGUCUUUUCUCUCUGAAAAACAGUAUUUUUUUUUUUUUUUUAUAAAUGUAAUUUCUUUUCUUUCAGAAAGUUUUAAUAUUUUUUCUUCCUUUUUACAAACCUUUAUAUCAUGAAUAAACGUGUAUAUUCGUUACAACACACACACACACACACGCACAUGCAUACACACACACACACACAAACAUAUAGACAUGCUUAUAUUGUAUGUCUGUCUGUAUGUAUGUAUGUAUAUAUAUGCACAGCCACACAUACAUACCUUCAUAUAUAUGCAUAAA